Helianthus annuus (common sunflower) is the source of this 2679-nucleotide messenger RNA. RefSeq lists its product as uncharacterized. The record is from RefSeq and is a predicted model, not a curated record. Bases 1 to 2679 code for a protein of 892 amino acids. The transcript is spliced from 5 exons. NCBI's taxonomy places the organism in Eukaryota, Viridiplantae, Streptophyta, Magnoliopsida, Asterales, Asteraceae.
AUGGCAACCCGUUGUUGCCGCGCCGUGGUACUCAUUGACGAACUAACUAAGAUUACUACUCCGGUUAAUUCUGAUCAGAGCCGUCCGGAAUGUGAGUCUUCGGGGAGUGGUAAAGUUGAUAAUGAUGGAGGUUUGGAUGCCAACAAUGAUAUUGGUAAUACAUCUAAACCUAAAUCAUAUGCUGAGUCGCUUUCUGCUAGCAAGUCCACCAAGUUGAAUUUUAGAUCUCUUGUUAGUGAACAAGCUCAUGAUGGGUGUGAUGUUGUACUUCCAAAAGAUUCAGUUCGUUUGGUUCAGGAUAAAUUGGCAAACACCUUGUAUGGCUACUUUCUUGGUGAUCGGGUUGCUUUUCCUGUCGUGGAUUACUUUGUGCGUAAUAACUGGAAAAAGUAUGGUGUUCAAAAGGCUAUGAUGAAUGAUAACGGGUUUUUCUUCUUCAAGUUCUCCGAUGAAGCAGGUAUGAUGAAUGUCUUAAAAGAUGGCCCUUGGAUUAUUAGGUCACAACCUUUUUUCCUUAAUAUUUGGAGCCCGACUACUAAAUUGGAAAAGAAGGGUGUUAAGAAUGUGCAAGUAUGGGUUAAAAUUCAUGAUGUCCCGAUUGCGGCUUAUACGGAGGACGGCCUUAGUAUGAUUGCUACUACUAUUGGAGUGCCGAAAGCACUGGAUUCGUAUACCUCAUCGAUGUGCAUGGAUAUGUGGGGCCGUAGCAGUUAUGCUAGAGCUUUAAUAGAGAUUUCGGCUGAUAAGAAGUUAAGAGAGAAGAUCACAUUAACUAUUCCUGAACCUGAGGGGGAGGGGUUCAUUAAGGAAACUAUGUCUGUCGAAUUCGAGUGGGUUCCUCUGCGGUGUGGUCUUUGUUGUGUUUUUGGCCAUUCUGAUGACUCUUGCCCGCAUCACCCGAAAGUUCAAUCUGUUGCUCGUAAUAAUUCGAGGGCUGGUAAGAAGCCAGUGGUCGACGAUGAUGGUUAUACAGGUGUUCAUGGCAAGAAAGUUGCGAGAAAAGCUGCUUUUCCUAUUAACAAGCCCAAGCCUAAGUUCGAGUAUAGGCCUGUGGUUUCUAAUAAGUCUCAAGAUGGAGCUAGUGGGUCGUCUGCGUCUGCAUCCAGGUUUCAAUCUACUAAUCCUUUUGAUGCCCUUAAUGAUCCAAAUGUUGCUGAGGUGGAUGGAAACAAGUCCGGGGAGGGACGCGGUGGAGAUGGGGAAGAUGAGGUGGAGGAGGUGUUUAAUGAAGCCGAUGGUUACGGGAUGGAUGCGGGUUUGAACCGCCCCAUUAAGCAAGCGGAGGUUCGUCAGGCCAUUAAAGAGUUUAAGUUAAGUUUUUGUGCGAUUCUGGAGUCUCACGUUGAGCUGAAUAAUCUUCCUCAUAUUUGCAAGUCGGUUUUUCGGUCUUGGCAUUGGGCGUCAAAUGGUGAUCGUUGUGAUAAAGGAACCCGAAUUAUUGUUGGCUGGAACCCAGGUAUUUUUGAUGUUAUGGUUCUUUCUAUUUCGGAUCAGGUGUUUGUUCGUGAUGCUCCAUGGAUCAUGCUUGGAGAUUUUAACUCGGCUCUUAACUUGGAAGACAAAUCUAUGGGGUGUUCAUCGAUCUCGGCUAGCAUGCGGGAAUUUCAAGCUUGUGUUGAUGAUAUUGAGAUGAUUGAUUUAAAUCGCUCGGGUAAUCAUUUCACUUGGAGUCAGAAGCCGAAAAAGGGGAUUGGUUUGUUGAAAAAAAUUGAUAGGGUUAUGGGGAAUUCGCAGUUUAUAGCUCAGUUUCCUAAUGCGGUGGCUAUCUUUUACCCGGCUCGUUUGUCGGACCAUUGCCCGUGUGUUCUGAAAGUGCCAGAAGAGGGGAAAGUUAAACAUAGGUCUUUCAAGUUCGCCAAUUUUCUUAUUCAUAAGCCGGAUUUUUCACAAGGGAAUCUGCACAAGAAAGUUCAUGAUCUGAGGGCAAAGCUUGACGACGUUCAGCAAAACGUUGAUAUUGAUCCGUCUUCUUUGUCGUUGCGAGAGGAAGAGGCUAGUACCCGGCGUGUCUAUCAAGAAGCCCUUCUAGACGAGGAGAGAUUUUUGAAGCAAAAGUCCAAAGUGGACUGGAUACUAGCGGGAAGGUAUAUGAAGGUACUGCGGUUCAGGAAGCGUUCGUUAAUCACUAUCAAAAUUUUUUGGGCUGCCCGGGAGACACGUCUUCGUGUCCGUCCCCUGAGUUAUUUUCUACUACCUUGGAUGUUGAUGUUGCGGCGCAUAUGGCUAGACCGGUUACAGUCGAAGAGGUCAAGCAGGCUAUGUUUUCCAUUGGUUCAGAUAAAGCUCCAGGGCCCCGAUGGUUUUACUGCUGGAUUUUUUAAAGGUGCAUGGCAUAUUGUGGGUAGUGAAGUGGCAGAGGCUGUUAUCGAUUUUUUUAAUUCUGGGAAACUUCUUCGGGAGUUAAACCAUACUCUUAUCGUGCUCAUUCCUAAGUCCCCAUCCCCAUUUAUGGUGACGGACUAUCGUCCGAUUGCCUGUUGCAAUGUGUUGUACAAAUGCAUUAGCAAGAUUGUGGCCGAUAGAGUUAAAGCGGGUUUGAACGAUAUUGUUAGCAUCAACCAGUCAGCUUUUGUUCCAGGUAGAAAAAUCCCCGAUAACAUUUUGUUAACGCAGGAACUGAUGCAUAAUUAUCAUCGUAAAUUCGGGCCUCCUAAAUGUGCUUUUAAAGUUGAUAUUUAG